AUACCAGGAAAUGUGCAUGCAUGUGUUCGAAAAACAAAGUCAAGGAUAUGUGUGCUGGGGCACCAUCUACAGUAAAGAUUAAAAUGCAGUAUAUAAUAAUAUAGUAUCAGUACAAUAUCAGAUAUCAAUGUGUCACUGGUGAAAGGGGUUAUAUUGAACUGAUAGCUUGCCUGUAUCAUGGAUUAGGUAACGUGUUAUCAGAUUACCUAGAUCAGUAGCUGUAUUUGGAACAUAUAGUAUGGCGGAGCACUGUAGACUCACAUGUUUCUUAAUUCUACUCUUUGUCGGUUUUCCGUUGGGGAUAAUGGUGGCCGUCAUCGGAAUGGGGUCAGCUAGUGCCCUUGGUAUUGCGGGCAUUGUUUUUCUCAUCAUCAUUUUCAUCGUCGUCAUCGUCGUCAUCAUCGCCGUCAUCCGCUGGAGUCACAAGCAGCCGGAAUUACCUUCGGUGCCGGAGGGAUGGGUAGAGGCAGAGAACAUGAACCUAAAUUUACCAGCAUCCACUGUGACUUUAGAAGGAAGAAGCAUAACAUCUUCACAACCUUAUGAGAUGACACCCGGCAAUUGGAUACGUGCGAUGCAGUCUGGAGUAGUUGCCAUAGGAACACAGCCAGGGUAUCCCGAAGACCCCACCCAGCUUUAUUCUAUAGCUGCACGGAACUUACUAAGCGCACCGUGGUGUCCUCCCUCUAUGCUAUCCGCUAACAACCCACCAGCCGCGUCAUCAAUUCCCUACUCCAAACCGGGAGCCACGUUUCCGGUAAACUACACGGCCCCUUACCCUGCACAACCAUCGACUGACAGUGAUAUGGGCGUGGUCAAUCCAACCUCCCAAGAGAACGACAUCGUCCCGCCCCCAUCAUAUAAUGACGUCGUAACGGGUAAUGGAAAAUACGACGAGGUCCCGGAAAUGAACCCGGAAAUGAACCCGGAAAUGAACCCGGAAAUGAACCCAGAAAUGAACCCGGAACUGGACCAACUUAGCUGAACAUCCAAAUGCUUUGCAAUCAGGCGAUCCAAUGUUUG
Messenger RNA from Strongylocentrotus purpuratus (purple sea urchin), 1023 nucleotides. RefSeq lists its product as uncharacterized. Lineage: Eukaryota; Metazoa; Echinodermata; Echinoidea; Camarodonta; Strongylocentrotidae. The record is from RefSeq and is a predicted model, not a curated record. The transcript is spliced from 3 exons. The coding region runs from base 239 to 985 and encodes 248 amino acids.